Molecule: messenger RNA, 3387 nt
Organism: Megalobrama amblycephala (Wuchang bream)
Lineage: Eukaryota; Metazoa; Chordata; Actinopteri; Cypriniformes; Xenocyprididae
Gene: rgs9b
Product: regulator of G protein signaling 9b
Exons: 20
Coding region: 669-2567 (632 amino acids)
Biological process (GO): G protein-coupled receptor signaling pathway; intracellular signal transduction; regulation of G protein-coupled receptor signaling pathway
Source: RefSeq, a predicted model, not a curated record
UAAAAAGGUACUGCAUAAUAAUGAAUGCCCCAGCCAGUUGGUCAAACAAUUAAUGUAGGCCUAAACAUUUUCACAAAUCUUACUUUUUCUUCUCAGUAAAACUUUUUAUAGGCCAUAGAAGAUACGCAUAAUAACAUGGUUUAUGGACCGUAAUUAUAAAUCCAGCUCAGAGGCUUUUGUUUUUCUUUCAAUUUUGAUCGUGUCCAGUUUGUGUGCACAUCAUCCGAUCCCUCAGGUGCCUUCAUGUGAAAACAACGACACCAGCGCCAUCUACUGGACGUGUUAGUGUAAUCACUGCUUUCUGUAUACAGGUUUACCUACACGAGCAGAGCUGUUACCUGAUUGGCGCACACAGUCAUCGUCUUUGUGUGCAUCAGUGAUGAUUAUAGAUUAGACAUAUCCAAAACGAUAGUACGAUUAGCUACCGAGUAUUUCCCAUUUCAUUCCCUCAUCUACGACCGUCGAGAGACUGUGGCGUGAAGAAGCGAAUAUGACCAUAAGGAAUGUACGGGACCAUGGGCAGCGUUACAGACCGCGUAUGGCAUGCCUGAAGAAGGGGUCAGCCGCAGCCCCUUCAGACCUUAAAUCAGCAGGGAGGACUUCACAGCGGAAUAAUUUAGUGAGAUGUGCACGCAGGCUGCCACAAGGUGGAGGCUGUGGUGUUGGAGAUGCAAGACCCCAAAACUGGUGUGAAAUCUCAGACCCAGAGGCUUGUUAUCACAACCAUCCCACAUGCUAUAACAGGGGAAGAUAUUGUUGCAUGGAUCGCUAAUCGAUUCAAAAUAGAUGCUAUGGAGGCCCGAGCUAUGGGGACCAUGAUGGUGGCGUUUGGGUACAUCUAUCCACUACAAGAUCAUAAGAGACUUAUACUUAAACCAGACACAUCCCUGUAUCGCUUUCAGACACCAUAUUUUUGGCCUGCACAGCAAUGGCCAGUGGAAGACACAGACUAUGCAAUCUAUUUGGCAAAGAGAAAUAUACGCAAGAAAGGGAUGUUGGAGCUGUAUGAACAGGAAGAGUACAACAAUCUUUACAAAUGGAUGAAUCACAAGUGGGAUUUUAUUGUAAUGCAGGCCAAAGAGCAGUACAGGGCGGGUAAGGAGAGGAAGAAGCCGGACCGUGUGGUUUUUGAUUGUCAGGAACGGGCCUACUGGGUUGUGCAUCGGCCACCGCCAGGAACAGUUAGUGCCAUGGACUAUGGCCGCGAGAGGAUGGUUGACCCCAAUUUGAAGGAGAAAAAAACACCUGACUACUACAGAAGAAUUAUUAUGUUCAUUCAGCAGUCUAUCAUGAGACCAAGGGUGAAGUCAUCUGUGUCGAUUGGAGCAAUUGUUAAGUACGCAACAACAUGCAGAGAGCAUGACCCCUUUCUAUACCCCUGCCUCCCAAGCAACCCCUGGUUAACAGAUGAUAUUACAUACUGGAACCUGAACAUGCCAAAUGUUGAGAUCCCUACUAAAAUGAGAGUGGAGCGCUGGACUUUCAGCUUUGGAGAAUUGCUUACUGACCCUCGGGGAAGGGCUGACUUUCGCCUCUUCCUUAAAAAGGAGUUCAGUGGUGAGAAUCUUGCCUUCUGGGAGGCAUGUGAGGAUCUGAAAUGGGGUACUGCAGCGACAAUGAAAGAAAAAGCUCAGCAAAUAUACAAGACCUUUUUGGCUCGCGGAGCUCCACGUUGGAUCAACAUUGAUGGCAAAACAAUGGACGUAACAGUGAAAGGUUUGGCACAUCCUCAUCGUUAUGUACUGGAUGCUGCCCAGACUCACAUUUAUAUGCUCAUGAAAAAGGAUUCAUAUGGGCGAUAUCUCAAGUCCCCGGUGUUCAAGGAAACUCAGAAGAAGGCCAUUGCUCCCGAAGCACACAGAUUCAGUGAUGCACAGUUGGAGCAGAAUGCCAAGAGAAGGCGGCCCAGUCUGAGUCCCAUCAUCCUGAGACAGCAGGAGGAAGAACAGAAGGCCAAACUUGCAGCAACUGGACCAGUGGACAUCACACAGCUCUGCCGGUUCACAGCACCUGUGCCUCAUCUGGCCGUGUAUACAGGCUUUUGUGAAGCUCAAUCUACUGCCUCCCCUGGGCUCAUGACACUGCCCAACAGUGCCGCCUGCCCGUCUCCCAUCAGCGUCGCCAUCGACAGUACUCCAGCCUCAGAGAGGAGGUUUGAUGGCAACGGGGGGCCUUCCUCCUCCCAUUUCCCAUCUAUUGCAGAGGCAUCAGUGUCAGAGGAAGAUAACCAGCCACCUGCCCCUAAGUCUCGAAUGGCUCUGUCACUGAGCAGAUUCCUCCGCAGAGGAUGCAACGCUCCGUCUGUCUUUGCCAGCCUAUCCCCGAAAUGUGGUGUGGCUUCAGGGGGAGGCAAAGUACAACCGUUAGGAGUGGAGCCCCUCACACAACCCCAGCCCAGAAGAAUUGCAAACUUUUUUCAAAUCAAAGUUGACAUCCCACCUGAAUGCCGCAUCUACCCCAUUGAUUCAGAAGAUGAGGAGGAUGACAGUCCUGAUACAGCAAGAGGAGGUGUGAAAGAAAUCAUAUGCCCAUGGGAAACUGUCACCAAACAAGAUGGAGCUGGAUAGAAGAGCCGUAGACGAUUUAGUACACUCUUAAAAAUAAAGGUUCCAAUAGAGGGUUUUUGCAGCAAUGCCAUUAAAGAACCAUUUUUAAUGAACCUUUCAGUGAUCAGUUCUUAAAAGAACCCCUUUUUUUAGUUUGAAGAACAUGCAUUUUAAAAAUCUAAAGAACCUUUUUCCACUAUAAAGAACCUUUUGCGGAAUGAAAAGUUUCCAUGGGUGUCACAGGUACUUCAUGGAACCAUGGAUGCCAAUAAAGAACAUUUAUUUUUAAGAGUGUAGAGAGGAAGUAAAUACACUGAACCAACACUUGUGUCAUUAAUAUUUUGUCUUACAAUCCCGAGAAGGCUGUGGUUAGUAAUGUAUGAAGUAACCUCAUCUCUAACUGACUCGUCUGUUAUUUUUGAUAGCUUUUAGGUAGUGCCUACAUGUUAUUGUAGCCAAUGAAAUGAUUUGGUUAUGAUGUUUAAAUGUUAGUUUUAUAUACAUAAAUUCGUAUUCUGAUGUCACUGUUCUUUUAUGACUGAAGGGGCCUUAUUUUAAGAGAUUUUGUUUAUUUAACUGUCAUCAGUUUGGUUAGUGGUGAAAACAAAAGAUUUUGUACUUGGCUUGUUCACUGUUUUAUAUAGCUGCAAAACAUGCAUAAAUGUGAAUCGCUUUUAAAAAUGUUAUUUUCAUAGGAGUAAAUCUAGUAAGGCAGUAAAACAGAAUGUGGAUGCACAUUUGCUGUCUGAAUGUUUAACCUUCAAAAUGUUUACAGAAUGUAAAUUUGUUCAUGACUCAUGUUUAAAUUGUGUAAGUGCCUCAAUAAAUCAUUUCAAAGUUA